AUGGCAGGAUACGAGAUCAAGGUUGAAGUCAAGUGCAGUGUAGUGACACAAGACGAGGCCAUGGAUGAAGUCAAGUGCAGUGUAGUGACGCGAGACGAGAUCAAGGUUGAAGUCAAGUGCAGUGUAGUGAAGCGAGACGAGGCCAUGGUUGUCGUCCGGAUCCGUGUCACGGCAGGAGACGAGAUCAAGGUUGAAGUCAAGUGCAGUGUAGUGACGCGAGACGUGAUCAAGGUUGAAGUCAAGUGCAGUUUAGUGACGCGAGACGAGAUCAAGGUUGAAGUCAAGUGCAGUGUAGUGACGCGAGACGAUAUCAAGGUUGAAGUCAAGUGCAGUGUAGUGACGCGAGACGAGGCCAUGCUUGAAGUCAAAAGCAGUGUAGUGACGCGAGACGAGGCCAUGGUUGAAGUCAAGUGCAGUGUAGUGACGCGAGACGAGAUCAAGGUUGAAGUCAAGUGCAGUGUAGUGACGCGAGACGUGAUCAAGGUUGAAGUCAAGUGCAGUGUAGUGACUCGAGACGAGGCCAUGAUUGAAGUCAAGUGCAGUGUAGUGACACAAGACGAGGCCAUGGAUGAAGUCAAGUGCAGUGUAGUGACGCGAGACGAGAUCAAGGUUGAAGUCAAGUGCAGUGUAGUGACGCGAGACGAGGCCAUGGUUGAAGUCAAGUGCAGUGUAAUGACGCGAGACGAGAUCAAGGUUGAAGGCAAGUGCAGUGUAGUGACGCGAGACGAGAUUAAGGUUGAUGUCAAGUGCUGUGUAGUGACGCGAGACGAGAUCAAGGUUGAAGUCAAGUGCAGUGUAGUGACGCGAGACGAGGCCAUGGUUGAAGUCAAGUGCAGGGUAGUGACGCGAGACGAGGCCAUGGUUGAAGUCAAGUGCAGUGUAGUGACGCGAGACGAGAUCAAGGUUGAAGUCAAGUGCAGUGUAGUGACGCGAGACGAGAUCAAGGUUGAAGUCAAGUGCAGUGUAGUGACGCGAGACGAGGCCAUGGUUGAAGUCAAGUGCAGUGUAGUGACGCGAGACGAGGCCAUGGUUGAAGUCAAGUGCAGUGUAGUGACGCGAGACGAGAUCAAGGUUGAAGUCAAGUGCAGUGUAGUGACGCGAGACGGGAUCAAGGUUGAAGUCAAGUGCAGUGUAGUGACGCGAGACGAGGCCAUGGUUGUCGUCCGGAUCCGUGUCACGGCAGGAGACGAGAUCAAGGUUGAAGUCAAGUGCAGUGUAGUGACGCGAUAUAAGGCCAUGGUUGUCGUCGGGAUCCGUGUCACGGCAGGAGACGAGAUCAAGGUUGAAGUCAAGUGCAGUGUAGUGACGCGAGACAAGGCCAUGGUUGUCGUCCGGAUCCGUGUCACGGCAGGAUACGAGAUCAAGGUUGAAGUCAAGUGCAGUGUAGUGACGCGAGACGAGGCCAUUGUUGUCGUCCGGGUCCGUGUCACGGCAGGAUACGAGAUCAAGGUUGAAGUCAAGUGCAGUGUAGUGACGCGAGACGAGGCCAUGGUUUUCGUCCGGAUCCGUGUCACGGCAGGAUACGAGUUGGCAUGCGGGGUUUGUAGCCGUUCAGGUCCUGAAAACGAAAGCAGAUAA
Molecule: messenger RNA, 1578 nt
Organism: Mya arenaria
Lineage: Eukaryota; Metazoa; Mollusca; Bivalvia; Myida; Myidae
Exons: 1
Coding region: 1-1578 (525 amino acids)
Source: RefSeq, a predicted model, not a curated record